UCAUAAUAAUAAAAUCACUUUACACAUAAAAUACACACAACAUAAAACAAUUCCUUUAUAAUACGGACAUGGAUGGAAAAUAUUGUGCUUCUCAGAAUUCACGCUGUAUUUUAAUGUCAGUUGACUUCCUCUCUCUGUAUUUGUUUUUUUUUUUUUUUACAUUGUGUCAUCAUUCAUGGAGGUUGAAAAUAAGUGAUAAUGAAAGACAUUACAGAUGUCUUCUUUAAUGGAUGGGUUAGAAUUAAAAAGGUUUUAGUUGGUGUCUCUAUUCAGUUGUUAGCCAAUAUUCAAUUAAUUUUCCUUUCAUCAAAAUUUAAGGACACAAAAAAAUGUAAGCUUUGAGGUCAAUAAAGAUUCCUUCUAAUAAUCAUGAUCCCCCUCCCCCCCCCCCACAAUCAUCCAGCCCUAUUCUCCAUAUCACCCUUUUGGGGGUUUCCUAUAUUGUAAGUGAAAAGGCUCAUGCAAAGUUGUCAGUUUUUUUCUCUUUCUCUCUCAUUACCAUACAGACAGCCUGACAAACAAUAGAGGAUUUGGAAUUAUACGGCACCCAGUCGCACCCGUCACACAUGCCCGCGCCUAAAGGCAAGGUCAACUUCAUGAUGAGCACUGUAUUUUUGGGACUACAAAUCACUCCAGUCGAAAAAUGCAUCUUGAAGAAGAAAACAUAAGUCGUACUGGACUCUAAAUCACAUUUUUGAGGGAAAUUUAUUUCCCAAAAACAAGAGACGAAGAACAGUGGAGCUUGGACUGAGACCCAAAAUCAAUUAAUUCAAUGAUUUUGGGGGGGCAGUGGGGUGAGGAUUCAAAGGAAAUUUUGAUCGCAUUUUUUAAUAGACAGUUCUUAUCAUAAUUCGAGUCAACCACCGAUCUGUGCGCAGCCAAAAUUAAAAUAUAUAAUUUCACAUGCUCAUAAAUGUUAACUACAAGAAUCUCCUACUCCUGUACCACUGAAAGUUAAUUUACAGUAAAGAUUGCCGGAAAGACAACGGAGAAAGAUUGAACACAAAUGGGGGCCCAAAGACAAUCAUAUCCUGCAGAAUUCAAGCUGCAAGUUGUGAAAUACGCAGCCAAAAACGGUAAUCGAGCAACAGGAAGAAAGUUUGGAGUGAGUGAGACUAGUGUGAGGUCAUGGCGAAAAGCGAAGGUUACUCUUCUUGCAAUGAAGAAAACGCAGAAAGCUAACCGCGGGCAAAAAGCAAGAUGGCCACAGCUGGAGGAACGAGUGCAUAGAUGGGCGCUUGAACUACGUGCUGCCGGGAAACGCUUGUCAACCACUAAGUUACGUCUCCAAGCCCUGGUAGUUGCCAAGGAGAUGAAUUUUAGUGACUUUGCGGGAGGACCUUCUUGGUGUUUCCGCUUCAUGCAACGCAAACGCCUCUUUAUCAGAGAACAGAAACCGGUGGGCCAAAACCAGCCAACAGACCUCCAAGGCAAGGCCGACAGUUCCCGUGAGAUCGGCACAACCAUGAAGAACAAGAUGAGAAAGCAAGUGAUCGUGAGCCCAGACUCGAUCCCAGAUGAGGCGGAUGGGUUAAAUUCGCUGAUGUGGCUCAAUACUCUUCUGAAGACCAAAUUCCAGGAGAUGCAGCACAUUUCUUCAGGCGCUUGUCACUGCCAGAUCAUGGAUUGCGUCAUCCCAGGUUCCAUAGACAUGAGCAAGGUGAAGUUUGAUGCACAGGCUGAGUAUGACUGCAAGCACAACUUCAGUCUCCUUCAAGAAGCCUUCACCAAGAACCACAUCACAAGGAGCAUUCCAUCCGAUGAACUCAUAAGAGGGGAUAUUAAAAUCAACUUAGAGUUCCUGUUAUGGUUUAAAGCCUUCUACACAGCCAACGUGACGGAUGAAGAAUACGAUGCCGUCAACGCUCGGAACAACCGUGACAUCAGCCUGUAUAUGCCAUCCAAGCACCGUACAAAAAACAGCACAAGACUGGACUCUGCUGAUCUGGACUGUGAACUCAAGAAAGCCGAGCCACUCGACAACAUAAAGGUUGAGACCCCGGGAAUUGCAGAUGACGAAUCUCUGUUUGACAGUGAAUGCUCAAUAGAGAGCAACGGUGAACGCAUGUCAGACAGUCCCGAUAAGCAAAAAAUCCCACAAGGUAACACAGUCACUGAACAAAAUGAGGUCUAUAUGAGAUAUUUAAAGCCAUGUCACGUCGCCCUUACAAAGUUAAAAGACCUGAACAUACAUGACAGCCCUCUUGGAGAGAACGGCGAUUCUGGCAAAAGGGCGGAAAAGACGUCACCCAGGCAUAAAGCGCACAAAGGGCGACGGAAAGCCAAUUACCAGGAUGGGAAAGGUUUUUUGAUUGGCGAGCUCGUAUGGGGGAAAGUGGAGGGCUUCGCUUGGUGGCCCGGCUUGGUGAUUCCUUGGAAAACCAAAUUUUCACCACAAGGUUUGCGGCGGGUCGAAUGGUUUGGAGAUGGAACCUUCUCCAAGAUCCACACGGAAGCUUUGAUGCCUUUUCGGGAUUUCACCGAAUGUUUCUGCAAAAAUUCAUUUGCCAGCGUGGCCACCUACAAGGUCGCCAUCUUCCAGGUCAUCGAGCUGGCAAGUGAACGUUGUGAAAAGUCCUUUGAAGAGGCAAAAGACGAUAAAGAAAAAGAACUUAAUCUGAUGGUGGACUGGGCAAUGAAAGGAUUUCUGCCAUCAGGACCGCAGGGAUUCGCACCGUCUGUUGAUCAAGAUGCUGUCCAAAUGUCCAAUUCAGACUCUGCUCAUUCUGACUACCAGCCGCCUGUGAAAAGGAAACAUGCUUUUAAGAGUCGAGCAAGCACCUCCAACUACAUUUUCACAAGAGACACUUUAAUUGAGAGGCUGAAGGACAAAGGCACAAAAAUCAAAGAUUGUUGUUUGGCUUGCGGGUCGGCUGACAUCGUCGUGCAGCACCCAUUGUUUGAAGGCGGUCUUUGUUUCAAAUGCAAGGAGAACUUCAUCGAAACACUGUAUCGCUACGAUGAAGACGGCUACCAAUCGUACUGCACCGUGUGCUGCGGGGGGACGGAGGUCAUUCUUUGUGGCAACGCCAGCUGCUGCAGAUGUUUCUGUAAGGACUGUGUGGAGAUCCUGGUGGGACGGGGAACCUUUCGCGUGCUGAAAGAUGUCGACCCCUGGAGCUGCUACAUUUGCCAGCCGGCCCAGUGUGAGGGAAACCUCAAACUAAGGCCCGACUGGAGCGUGAGGGUCCAAGACCUCUUUGCCAACAACAGUGCCAUGGAGUUUGAGCCUCACAGAGUUUACCCGGCCAUCUCCGCAGACAGACGCAAGCCUCUGAAGGUUCUGUCGCUCUUUGACGGCAUUGCCACAGGAUAUUUGGUGCUCAAAGACCUCGGCUUGAAGGUGGAACGAUACAUCGCCUCAGAGAUUUGUGAGGAUUCCAUCGCUGUCGGGAUGAUCAAGCACGCGGGCAAGAUCGAAUAUGUCAAGGAUGUCCGCACCAUCACGAGGAAACAUCUGGCUGAAUGGGGCCCAUUUGACCUGCUGAUUGGAGGAAGUCCGUGCAACGACCUCUCUAUGGUCAAUCCCCUGCGAAAAGGAUUGUUUGAGGGCACCGGAAGGCUGUUCUUUGAAUUCUACCGCAUUUUGACGCUGCUGAAGCCAAAGGAGGGUGACGACCGUCCGUUCUUCUGGCUCUUUGAGAACGUGGUGUUCAUGUCCACCAGAGACAAGACGGACAUCUGUCGUUUCCUGGAGUGCAAUCCAAUCAUCAUUGAUGCUGUGACUGUUAGCCCUGCACAUCGAGCUCGCUACUUCUGGGGAAACCUGCCAGGCAUGAACAGGCCGCUGACGGCCUCUCUGGAUCAAAAAUUGAAUCUUCAGGAUUGUUUGGAAGUCGGCCGUGUGGCAAAGCUGGACAAGGUGCGAACCAUCACAACAAAAUCCAAUUCCAUGAUUCAGGGGAAGUUGGGACUUCCUGUCAUCAUGAACGGCAAAGAAGACUACCUGUGGUGUACCGAAAUGGAACAGAUUUUUGGUUUUCCCAAACACUACACGGACGUGAACAACAUGGGCCGCAUGCAGCGCCAGAGAGUCCUGGGGCGCUCCUGGAGCGUCGCCGUCAUCCGCCACCUGAUGGCGCCGCUCAAGGAUUAUUUUGAAUGUGAAUCGCACCAGUCAGGUCUGUAGGGCUGCCCGCACAUGCAGAAAUCCACGCACUGGCGCCAGGCCUCUUCCUGAAACACCAAAUGGUUGCCGCUGCAGGUUGUAUCCUCCCAUAUUGCAAAAACAUGCGUGUAAACGGGCCUUGUGUGAGAAUGUGAAUGUGAAUGAGUUUUUAGAAAUGUGUCUUGCGAUUGGCUGGCCACCAGUCCAGGGCGUACCCUGCCUCUCGCAACUGAGGAAAGAAAAUAAAUUCACGGGCUGAUUUUUUUAAACCUUGUUUUUAAUGUCAUGAUUUUUUAAAACAUAUAAAUGUUUCGUUGAUUAAAGGGAAGUAUGUGUAUUUUAAAAAAAGAACACACACACAAAAAAUCAUUUUUGUCAUAUUUGUGAAAACUACCAUUUUAGCCUGCCUGUGGUACAUGCUAAAAAUGAUCUCUGUGCUUGCGUGUGUGGUGAUUGUAGAUGGGGAUUAUAAAAAAAUAAGAAUAAUCUGCCAUCUCUGGCUCAAAUUUGUGCCUAUAAUUUGAUUGGCAAAAAAAACACCACUUCAGAGGAAAACAACCAAUCAGAAACAGAAUGUGUGGCUGAUGACCUGUGACUCAUUUUCAGGUGUGUGCCUGUGAUGAGUGCGCACAACUGGAGAUUGACACCUCAUAAGUCACGCCUUUUGUUUCACGCUGGCUGUUUCCUUCCUCAGACGCAGUGUUUUGUUUUGUUUUGUUUUUGUUCAGUUGUGCCUUGACACAUGAGUGCCUUGACUUUCAAUUUUUUCAAGAUACGAGCGUUCCAUUGACUGAUUUUUAUUUUUUUUCUUGAGAGCAAAAUUCACACUUUCCCCCGGGUUGCUAAACUGGGAUUUUGAUGUGGUGGACUACAACAGUACCACUGAAAAUCAUUUUUGUAGUGACUAGGGAAUUACGACAAUUGUGCUAAUAUCUCAAGACCAAAAGUAACACAGUCCCUGUGUUCACACUCAGUCACUCAUUCCCAAUUCACAAAUCAGGACUAAAGGAUUUUCAGUGGCGCUAUCGAGGUUCACUGUAUAAAAAGCCUUGUGGAGUGAUUUGGGAAAGAUCAGAAUUUUGCUCACAUCUUAGGACCAAAAAAAUGGGCAAAUGUGGGGGGAAAAUUAAGUCAAGCUGCUUGUAUCUGGAAAAACCACAGUGUCGUGAUUUGGAAAUGAGUGAAUGAUUCCCAACACAGUUACUGAAGUACACUACUGUUAAGUGGAUUUUUUUAUUGGGUUUUAUUUUGGAGGUGGGGGGGGGGGGGUUGAAUGAGUAAACACAUUAAACUUUUUUUUUUUCCGGGAAGGGCUUGAAUGGGUUGAUUGUAAGUAUUUCCAUUCUUUUCAAUGGGGAAAGAUGAUCUGAGAUACAAGCAUGACCAUGGAUCAAAUUUAACACAAAAUGAGUUUUCCACUUCAUGCAGAAAUGUUAAAUCAUUAUCGUUAACAAAUAUGAAAAAGUGAUUUUUUUUGUGGUUGUUCAAUUUCAAAUUCCCAUUUAUAUGGUGCUACAAUCUACUGUAUUAUGUCAGCAACAGCACAGCUGGCCUGCAUCCUCAUCAGCAAGUAUUUUUAGGCUGCCUCAAAAGGGGAUUUCUGAGAAAAUAUACUGUAUCUUUAUUUGUCAUAUUAAGGUAUCGUGUUGAACGUCCCUUUUUUGUCUCAACAAAACAGGACUUGCUUCCUGACACAGGCCACUGUUCUCUACCUCAGUUCUUCCAUUACUCUUAUUUUUACAGUUUUUAUGAAUGUCAUAAAUAGAAGAAAUGUCGCUUUGUUUUUUUUUUUUUUUCCAGACAAACUGCCGUUAGCCAACAUGGAUGUUGUAUUAGUCAUUGUGAGCGUGAUGAUGAUAAUGAUGAUGAUGAAAAUGCAAUAUACUGGUGCUAGAUUUUUUUGAGUGCAAAUCCACUUAUUAAGUUUCUUUUAAUCUUGAUGUUUGUGAUGUAUGUGUUGAUUUGACAUAUUUUUCAAUGUAUGAAUUAUCCCACUGUCAGAAAGUCCGUCUAGUGUGCCUCCACGUUACUGGAUUGAUCGUUGCUUUAUUUGAAGCAUUCCACUGUGACUGGAAGUUUACAAAAUGUUGCUGCCUUCAUAAAGAAGAACUUACUGUGA
This is a messenger RNA of Hippocampus zosterae (dwarf seahorse), 6227 nucleotides long. Its product is annotated as DNA (cytosine-5)-methyltransferase 3C-like. NCBI's taxonomy places the organism in Eukaryota, Metazoa, Chordata, Actinopteri, Syngnathiformes, Syngnathidae. The transcript is spliced from 25 exons. The record is from RefSeq and is a predicted model, not a curated record. Gene Ontology annotation, molecular function: protein binding; sequence-specific DNA binding; DNA (cytosine-5-)-methyltransferase activity, acting on CpG substrates. Bases 1007 to 4129 code for a protein of 1040 amino acids. Gene Ontology annotation, cellular component: nucleus. Gene Ontology annotation, biological process: negative regulation of transcription by RNA polymerase II.